Messenger RNA from Cyanistes caeruleus (blue tit), 1292 nucleotides. NCBI's taxonomy places the organism in Eukaryota, Metazoa, Chordata, Aves, Passeriformes, Paridae. The record is from RefSeq and is a predicted model, not a curated record.
GGUCUCCCAAGGAUGGAUCAUUCCCAGUGCCUUGUGACUAUAUACGCCUUGGUGGUUCUGCUGGGUCUCCGGCUAGAGCAGGGCGCCUGCCAGCACUAUCUGCACAUCCGACCGGCUCCCAGCGACAACUUGCCCUUGGUGGAUCUAAUCGAGCACCCGGACCCUAUCUUUGACCCCAAGGAGAAGGAUCUUAACGAGACCUUGCUAAGGAACCUCAUGGGCGGACACUUCGACCCCAACUUUAUGUCUGUUUCCUUGCCCGAGGACCGGCUCGGAGUGGACGAUCUAGCUGAGCUGGACUUGCUGCUCAGGCAGAGACCCUCGGGAGCGAUGCCCAGCGAAAUCAAAGGGCUGGAGUUCUACGACGGGCUGCAGCCGGGCAAGAAGCACAGGCUGAGCAAGAAGCUGCGCAGGAAGCUGCAGAUGUGGCUUUGGUCCCAGACCUUCUGCCCGGUCCUAUACACGUGGAACGAUCUCGGCAGCCGCUUUUGGCCCCGGUAUGUCAAAGUGGGCAGCUGCUACAGUAAAAGGUCUUGUUCAGUCCCCGAAGGCAUGGUUUGCAAACCUGCCAAAUCCGUGCAUUUAACGAUCCUGAGGUGGAGGUGCCAGCGCCGGGGCGGGCAGAGAUGCACAUGGAUACCCAUCCAGUACCCCAUCAUUUCGGAGUGUAAGUGCUCCUGCUAGGGCUGGCACUUUCCUUCGCGCCCCUUCUCCAGCGGACUCACGUGGACCUUUGCUGCAACAGAAAUAAAAGACAUUUGCUUUCUGGUUAACGUUGUAAUGCACUGUAACGUGUAGGAGAAUGUAUAUUGUGUGUGUAUAUAUGGCACCGGUUUAAUAUACUAUUAAGAGGUCAGUAUUAUACGUGAAAUAAUCAGCGUCUACUGUAUUUUCAAGACUAUUACCCUGAUCGUUGCUAAUGUAUCUUUUUUUGGUAUUUAUAUUCCAGAGAGAAGUUGCUUCGCUUGGGCGAAGUAGUUUUUUGUUGGGUGUUGUUUUGUUUUUUUUAAUAAAAGGAUUAAAAAAUACAAACCAAGCUUUUUGAUAAGAAAACGUUUAAAGCUAUUUUCCAUUAUUCGGAAAGCGUGUGUGUGAGGGUUUUUUUUCUUUUUCCUUACGGACUUUAGAUUUAAAAUAAAAAUGAAUAAACGCCUAGAGCACAAUGUUAUUGUAAAUAGAGAGAACAGUUUGAAUGACUUAAUCCUAUGUAAAUGAAGAGUAUCUGCUAUUUAUUCUUUAUAUCCUUGUAGUAAAAGUGCAGUGCAGAAUUAAAGUCAACCACUAAAACACGA